UGUAGGCCCCAGGGCUGACCAAUCCAUGGCGGAAACCAUUUUUGGCAGUGGCAAUGACCAGUGGGUGUGUCCCAACGACCGGCACCUGGCUCUCCGCGCCAAGCUUCACAGUGGCUGGUCGGUGCACACUUUCCAGACGGACCGUCAGAGGAAGAUGCAGGCGCUGGAUUCGAAGGAAAUGGAGGUCAUUCUGGCGGUCAUCCGAAGAGCUGAGAAGCUGGACAUAAUCGAGCAGCAGAGAAUUGGGCGCCUUGUGGAACGGCUGGAGAACAUGCAGAAAAACGUCCUGGGGAACGGGUCGACUCAGUGCCUGCUCUGCGGGGAAGGUCUGGGGUUUCUGGGGAGCGCGGCCGUGUUUUGCCAAGACUGCAAAAAGAAAGUUUGCACAAAGUGUGGCAUAGAAACGCCGGGUCCCCACAAACGGACCGUUUGGUUCUGUAAGAUCUGCAGCGAGCAGAGAGAGGUCUGGAAGCGAUCUGGGGCCUGGUUCUACAAAGGUCUCCCGAAAUGCAUCCUGCCCUUAAAAGGGAACAGUGGCGGCACUGGCGGCAGCAAAGCCAAGGAGAUCCACCUUCGGCCCCCUCCUCCUCGCCUGACACCCCCAUCACUGGAACUCCGGGGCAGUGGGAUGGAUCACACCUACACCUGGGCCAGGAGCAAAGCCAGGAACAGGCACUCUAGUUUCAGUUUCCAGAUCAGGAAACACCCAGCAGACUCUGUUUCCAGUGGCGAGGCUGCUCAGUCGCCAAGCAGGAGCGUCGGUCGGACUUUGGGUAGUACCAAAUCAGAAAGCCAGAGCAGUCUGGGCAGCGAGCGCUACAGUGCCCCGGAGGGCUACCAAAGUGAUCGUGAAGAUGGGGACAGCGAUACUGUCCGAAGCGCUCCCGGUGGACGUCCUGGCGAGGAUUCGGAGAGGAAGAACGUGUCCCGCCGGCAAUAUGGCGACAACCUUACCCCUCGGUCGCACCUCCGCCUUUGUGGUUACCAGCUGACCGGCCUCUUUGACACCCAGGACCUGCCGAAAAAAAGGCACCUUAAAAAUUCUCGGCGUUGGAUUUUUUCCAGCCAAGGAUGGGUGCCGUGUCGAAACAAUUUGAAUUUGGACCCCAAUUCUGAGAUUUUUCCUAUGUUCCCCGGCCUAGGGGAGAGACUUUGA
Molecule: messenger RNA, 1156 nt
Organism: Protobothrops mucrosquamatus (brown spotted pit viper)
Lineage: Eukaryota; Metazoa; Chordata; Lepidosauria; Squamata; Viperidae
Gene: RPH3AL
Product: rabphilin 3A like (without C2 domains)
Exons: 8
Coding region: 26-1156 (376 amino acids)
Biological process (GO): intracellular protein transport
Molecular function (GO): small GTPase binding
Source: RefSeq, a predicted model, not a curated record